UGCGUUCCGGUUACCACAAUGAUUCGUUUGAAAGGGAUGUGCCCAGCCAGUGCAUUGAAAAUAUAAACAAAUACAACGGAAAUUCGUAAUCGCAUUCAAUGCGCUGAAUUCACAGUGAUCAUAACGCAAACAAGUAACUUUUCUAAUCGCUAAGUUAAAAAUCCAAGCUGUCCACCCUUUUUUUUGUGGAGUCUCAGUGGAGCUGCAUUGCCGUCUCGCUCGCACACGGCUUGGCAAUCGAUAAGCCCAACAGCGGGGCUGUCCACUUGCUGGCAGCUGUUAACUCUAGCUGUUAGCUUUCGGCAGCGAGUGCUUGAAGAGUGAAAUUGGAACGCUGGCCGAAACCCGUUAAUCUCCAAUGAGGCGAAACAUUCGGGAGAAGGAAAAUUCAUAAAUGAAAGCUUCUAAUUGCCGGAGAAUGACAAACGCGACAAGAAAUCAUCGCGAGCGAACAAAAGCGAAGCCAACUUUUUAGUCAGCCCCAAAAAGCAGAAGCGAAAGCCACGAAAAUUGAGCCACCGAAGCUUCGGCGAUGCUGUUGAUGCCCACAUCCUGUGGGCCGGGUCCACCCACCGACCUCGGCCCCACAUCCUUGCCCACUCUCGCCCCCUCCUGCCCCGCCCUCUCCCGCAUCCCCAGGCGAGCGGCAGAUGAUGGUGAACCGGUGCGGCGGUCAGGGACCCUAACCCAAAGGCAAAGUUCGGGGUCGGGCAUUCCCCAGUGGCUGCUAAUCCUCAUCGGACUCCUCGCCAUUCUCGCCCAGACACCAGGCAGCCAGGUGGCCGCCGAGAAGAGUAAACACUAUUACAUGCAGUCGCUGUGCAAGAACCACUUCCUCCAGCAGCUCUACCGCAAGAUCGAUGGAGCGGUGCUCUGGUCACAGAACGAGCGGAACCUGGACUGCAUCAUCACCUUCCAGACGCACUCGGUGCUGCAGCGCUUCAUGCUCCGCUUCGACAUGCUGCAGUUGGACUGCAACGAUCACCUGCUGGUCUACGACGGUGCCCAUGCCGUCGCCACGCCCAAGAUUGACAUCUCCUGUCGGAACACAAAGAACACCGUCAACGCGCUCCUGACGCGCACGAACUUUGUGACACUGAAGUACGUGACCGAUGGCUGGGGAACGGAUGCGAACGGCUUCAAGCUGGUGAUUACGUCGGUGAAGGAUCCCAAGCACACCUGCAAGGACUUCACCUGCGCCACCCGCGAGUUCUGCAUCCAUCCCGAUCUCCUCUGCGAUGGCAUCAACCACUGCGGCGACAACUCCGACGAAUCCGUGCACAAUCUGUGCCAGAGUGAGACGAGCAGCACGGUUUUCGGCCUGGACAUGACCUGGUUCGUCCUCAUUGUCGUGGGUGUCCUGCUCGUCCUGAGUGCGCUCAUCGUGGCAGUGGCCAUUUGUGUGUGCCGCCGCCAGGACGAGAAUGCCGCCAACCAGAACACCGCGCUCCAAGUGCACCACACGGCCGACACGAACGGGUCGUCGAAACAUCUGCACUACCACGGCAUCAGUGUCGGCGGGACACUGACGAGGGAGCACACCCAGCUGCCGACGUCGGGAAACUGGCAUCACCCUGCGGGACCAUCCGGGUACCACCGCACUCCACACAACUACUUGAAGAUGGCCACCAAAGUCCGUCCCAUUUGGUGCUUGGCAAAUUCCGUCAAUUAGGUCAAGAUCUCUCCCACAACUCCGCCGGGCUCAGCCAGACGAACAUCGCCGGAACCGGACAUCCCAAUGCCAACGCCGUCGGCGCUGCGCAGAAGGACGAGUGGUUCGUCUAGGACCAGGCAACACUGUGGAACGAUCGAUUGACUUGAGCACAAUAAUCUGUACUUUAUUAAGUAAAUUUAUGGAUAUUUGCAGAGCAUUAAAUGAAGACUGUAAGACUAUAAUUAACAACAAUUAGUGUGGACAUCACCGCGCAGGGUGUAUUAUAUAGAGAUCUCUGCUCGUACCCAAGCAGAAUCUCGAACGCAUUGAGCAGAACCUGCCAGUUCUGUCGGAUAACCAAUGCACCUGUAAAUAGAUUAUAAAUAUAUUAUUUUGAUUUAGCUGAUUAAUACUAGAAGCUGGCUACCACAAGAUCCCACAAUCCCAUAUCCUUGAUAACGAAAUGUAAUACAGAAGAUUACCGAUCAUCAUAAUUUUGUGCAAGUAACAUACAUAUGUUGGCAUUUAUUUAGAGAAUUACAUAUGUUUAGAUGGCAAUUAGAUUUGAAUUAUUGCUCUUCGAUUAAAAACACUUAGUUUGCAUAGCGGGUUGCGUUCAAUAUGCACGGAUAAAGGAUAAAGAUCCCCAAAGUAAUUGUAUAACGAAUCAGAUGUAGUCGCAGAUUCAGAGAGGUAAACUAACAUUAACAUUAAAUUAAAUUUUGAGCGAAACAAUCGUAAGCAUUUAAUUGAAUUGUGAACAGAAACCGAAAGAAGUAUUAAAGCUCAACAAGAAUAACCGAUAACUGUCAUUAAUAUAUACAACUUCCGAAUCUUACAAAUUUGAGAUACAUAACUGGCUGAGCUGCUGGCCAGGGCGUUUUUACAAAACUUAAGCUGAAUUCUAAUCACAAAAUGGACACAAGAAGAUCAACAAAAACAAGGGAUGUACAUAUGUAGUCGACAAUAUACUUACCAAAAAUAAAACAAACAAAAUCGAAACUUCAAACGCGACUGUCAUCUAUACAAUUUCACCUACCAUUGUCACCAUUGUCCACUUGGAAGUCUGCUGUUGCCCGAUGAUCAGCAUCGGAUCAUCUGGGGAUCAUGCCGAAUCUCCGAUAGAAGCAAACAUUUCACCGAGAGACUCAUUCCUCAUCAAAGAACCGAAAAUCGAAAACCGAAAACCGAAGAAAACGGAAAACAAUGCUAAACGGAAAUAUUCUGAGACAUUAAGGACAAUACAGUGAAAUCUUUUGCUUUUGAUACAACCAAAUUGAGACGGUGUCGUGGUGUCAUGCAUUUUAACCUACAGAAGUGUCCGAAAUACAAUUUUCUACAAUCAACCAAAUGGAAUUCUACACAAAAUUAAACGAACGUAAAAAAUACAUAAACAGAGUUGAAACAUUUUGCUACAAAAUCGAAUGAUAACGAUCAUAUUAUAUAUUGACGACGAUGUGUGUGAGGAAACAUGAUAUGUAACUUGAGAAAAAAAAAAACCAAACUAAAAUGCUUCAAAACGAUUGUAGUACUUCCCGCCGUUAAUAUUUUUUUAAUAUAUCGUACAUACUACAAAUACAGAUGCAAGUCUUAAUAAUAAUACUAAAACUAAGAAGCAAUAAGUAAGAAUUUUCCGCUGCUAAAGUUCGUCUUUCAAAAUACUUCCAUAGGUCCGGUUAAUUAAACAGUUUAACAGUUUUGUGGCUCCCAAAAAAUGUUCAUUUCCCAGAUAAUAACCGAAAUACAACCAACCAUAUAUGAUCUUUUGCUAAGCCAGAAAAAAGAAUAUCAAAUUAAGUAAAUAAUUUUAUAUAAAUCGGAGAGGAUGGCGAUUAAGUCAAAUUAAAUUAGUUUUGUACUUAGCAGUAACGAAAUGGAACACCCGACAACUAAAUGAACUACUCGUAAUCUUCUAGGCAUUAAUUUCAACCUUCUUUGGCCCUUCUUUAAUUUGACAAAACUACAAGCGUCUUAUACUAUAUCAUAAAUUAUAGGAAAAUGGUAUUAUGAUAAAUUGAAUUUUUAACCAAAAUUAUAAGCAAAUUGUAUUAGGCGUCAAAUUUUAGAAGUGAAUGAAAACCAAGAGGCACCAGAACCAGAACAGGAAAAAGCCGAAGGAAACCCAUUGAAUAGAUAUAUAUGUUAUGUGUAUGGGCUAAAAUCGCAUUCAUGCAUGGCAACAAAUUAAUCUUAAUUACUUAAAAACGAUGAUAAUAAAUGAUACUAAUUAAUAACUGAAUAACCACAAAAGCUAAUUUAUGCAAUACAGGAAUAUUGAAUACUGAAAAUUAUGCGUCAAUAAAAACGUUUAGGCAAGAUUGUAUUGUAAUAUCUAAUCGUAAUUGUACUCGUAAUCGCAUGCCUACUCCCCACUGGUGAAAAUCGGUUAUAGAUCAUGUCGUAUAUGAGUGUAGUUAAAAUAUACAAAUAUUUACCUAAAUACAAUUCAAUCGGCAAACACACGGGAAACGAUCGAAUCAGGAGCAAUGGGCCGUGUAGUUUGUAGACCCAGCAGAAUUCCGAUGAUUUGUAAAAGAUAAUAGGCCAGUUUGUACGGAUGGAAAAUGGGGAAAUGGGUGGGGAGAGCUUUUCGUUUCCCAGUGUAAGUGUUACAAUGUGUUAAGAAUCAUUUUUUACCUUCUACUGUCUCUAAAUCUUGAAAAGACUUUGCCGCAAUUAGUCUAACUCUAAUUAUUAUUAUUAUAUGUAAAUGUAUGGUACACCGAAUAUUCCAAAAAUGUCAUUUUAAAGUCUCCUGCUUCGCCCACACGAUCAUACAAAUGUGUGUGAUUCAGAUAACUAACGAAAUCUUUAAGUUCGGUAUCAAAUCAUGUACACGCAGAUGUAAAUUAGGUAAUUUUCGUGUGGAGGGAAGGAUAACUAUGGGCUGAAAGGAUAUUUAAGUAUAGAUUGAGCCACGGACAGCAAAUCGUAGUGCAAAUGUUAGUCAAUAUUUUGCCAUAGAACCAAUGCCCAAUCACAACUCCACUAGGGAGUGUGCGUAGCAUUAUUUUCCUGACUCAGUUACCGCACGCAUUUCAAAACACAGAAAGUUCACAAUUUUUCAAAUAUUAUUUGGUAAAAUACAAAACAAAUGAAUGCAUACCGAACAGCGACGGAAAUAACUGGGAGAUCAAACUAAACCAAAUCGAAUGAAUGAAUGAGCCUAGGGGAUCGCGUAAAGUAAUGCUUAGCUUUGUGUUAAAUUGCUGUUGAAUAUAAAUGUAAUUGUACAAUGAUAAUAAUUACGAUGGCAUCAAACACACUCACACACACACACACAGAUCAUCCACAGGACACAUCAGACAUGAACCAUGCAGAAAACAGAACCCAAAUC
This is a messenger RNA of Drosophila santomea, 4991 nucleotides long. RefSeq lists its product as uncharacterized. Gene Ontology annotation, molecular function: protein binding. The coding region runs from base 533 to 1672 and encodes 379 amino acids. The transcript has 8 exons. NCBI's taxonomy places the organism in Eukaryota, Metazoa, Arthropoda, Insecta, Diptera, Drosophilidae. The record is from RefSeq and is a predicted model, not a curated record.